Messenger RNA from Dibothriocephalus latus, 216 nucleotides. NCBI's taxonomy places the organism in Eukaryota, Metazoa, Platyhelminthes, Cestoda, Diphyllobothriidea, Diphyllobothriidae. The record is from the annotation of a GenBank genome assembly.
AUAUACUUUGAGGUCAUGUCGACCCUGAGCCAGCAGAGGAAAGUGGUGGAGCAGCUUAGACAGGAAGCAUCAGUCCAUCGUCGUCCCGUGUCAGAGUGCGUGCGGGAGAUGAUAGGCUACAUGGAACAGUACCGCGACAAGGACUGCCUAGUCAACGGCUUCCCUUCGAAAAAGGACAAUCCAUUCCAGGAGAAGGGCGGUUGCAGUCUCCUGUAA